Messenger RNA from Siniperca chuatsi (mandarin fish), 2513 nucleotides. RefSeq names its product basal body-orientation factor 1 (gene bbof1a). The record is from RefSeq and is a predicted model, not a curated record. The transcript has 11 exons. Lineage: Eukaryota; Metazoa; Chordata; Actinopteri; Centrarchiformes; Sinipercidae. The coding region runs from base 152 to 1729 and encodes 525 amino acids.
CGUCUCCAUGGCAACAACACUACACAAACAUUCACAGCGGAGCACAGGAGCUUGCUACCGUUACCGUUAGCCAAACUGUAAAAAUCCUAGAGUAAUUACCGUGCACCUUUUUCUCCUUAUGGUAGUAUUUUAGCCAGUAAAAGUAGCAGUGAUGCCGAAGAAGAAAGUAAAGAGUAGUAAAGUAAAGAGGGCGAAAGCCGGGAAAGGCAAGAAAGAAGGCAAACAAGAGUCAAAAGUGGACAAAGAGUCGGACAUCGAGAAAGCCAAGGCCAACGCUGCCCUCUGGGAGCUGAGGGUACAGGUCACCGACCAGUCGCUCGUGCACUAUCGUGAGGCUUGCCGCAAGUUGGCACGCGCAAACGAGGAGCUCACCAACCAACUGUACCGCGCGGAGAAGGACACUAUCGAUAUAACUGGCUUUCUGAAGAGACAAGAUGCGGCUAAAGAGGAAAAGAUCAAUAUGCUGAAGGAAAGUAUCAAAAGCCAAGACGCACUUGCACGUGAAGAGCAAAAGAAACUGGUUGAAGGUUACACAGUUCAAAUUAAUGAGAUGCAGGAACUGUUCAGAAAGAAGUCCAGUGACUUUAACAUGAUCCAGGAUGAAAUGAAGAAAAUUAAGGAGUUUCACAAGAGGAAAGCCCAGAUGGAGCAGGAGCUCAGUGAUAUUAGAGAAAACAUGGAUGUUGCUGACAAGGAGCACAGGGAAAACCUAAACAAAAUGGAGCACAGAUUCUUCAAAGAAAAGGCUCGCCUGGAGAGGGAAGCCGAGCGAACGAUAGCCCUGGUAGUGGAGAGGGCCCACAAUGAAGCCAUUGUGCAGUUGGACGAUGCCUCACGCUCUGUGUUCAAGGAGAACGUCCGUCUCAAUGAAGCGCUGAAAUAUCACAUAAAGGAGGCAGAGGACCUGCAGAAAUUGAUAAAUUCAUUGGCUAAGGAAAACAGCUCCCUGGCACUGGACAAGAACACAUUUGAGUUGAUAGUAAAGAAAAAUGCAGCUCAAAUGGAAGCCCAAAAAGAGGAGCUCUCCAAACUGAGGGCCAAGGUAGCUUCUCUGGAGCAGGCCCGAGAACUAAAAGCUGGGGAACCUGAGCGAGAGAGGAAGGAGAAGGAGAGGACCCUGGUCAGCAUCCAGGCCAGCCAGGUAGAGUUGGAGAAGCUGCAGAAAGUGCUUGCCAUGCGGGAGAGGGAAUUGGGGCACAUCAAGCGGCUAGCGAGCACCAUUGUAGAGCAGCGCUCAGAGCUGGAGCAGUUCUUCCAUGAGGCACUGGCUCAGGUGAAGCAGGAGAUCAUGGUCAGCAGGCUGCAAUACAAAAAGGAAGCACUACAGGCUUAUCAUUGGAGGCUGAGGGAAGCCACAGCAGGAAAGCUAAAGUUCCCACCCAUCCGCACCUUUCAUAAAAGCCCCCACAGUACCAACUCUGUCCAUUCAGACAUGGAGGCAGCUGCAAGGUGGACUCAUCAUCCAGGCAGCAAAGUUGAAAUCUCAGAUCUCACUUGGGAGCAGAAGGAACAAGUGCUCAGGCUUCUCUUUGCUAAAAUGAACGGACAGAGGGAAAGGAAAGCCAGCCAUCAUCUGGCUUUGUCUGCCUCCUCUGAGAAGAAACGCCUUAUCGACAGCGAUGCUGCCGGAAUUAGAGAGGAGCUCUCCCCGGCGACUUUCAUCACCCAGGCGCCUGAGCCCGCUCUGCCCUCGAACCCAAACAGCCUACCGGAUAUACACACCACGUGACCUCUGUGUGUCCUCUACAUGGCACAUCACACUCUGGAUUGUUUGCCUCUGCUUUGUACUCUUCCCACAGAGUGUCAAUCAUGUGUAUAGUAGAAUACAAGAUGUUUGUUUGUGCUCAUUAUAAAUAUCUUACCGUGCAUGUAUAUAUGGCUUGUGAGUAUUCUCUUUCAUACAUGAAGCUUGUUUGAAUUCUGUCACAACCCAUUUAAAAGGAUCUUUUCCCUGAAGACAAAACUAUUUCAUGACCACAAAGUGCUGUUAUCAACUUGUGCACCAGAUAAAAUACAAGAUCUCUAAACAAAUCACUGGAUGGUGGGUCAGUGGGAUACAAUGCAGUGUGUCAAUGGCAACUUUCUUUCAUGGGUAUUAUACACACUACGCUAUAUGUACACGAGAGUUUCAAUACUUGUGUAUGUGAGGAAAUGACAUUGAUCCAGUAACAUUGGCUCAGCUGUACAGAUCUUUUGCAUUGUUAAAAUCUUGGGCACAGUGGUUUACAUUUACACAGUAUCUAUACAUACACAUCUAAUAUAAAGUCUUUAAAAGAGUGAUUUAAUGACUUGCAUUAUGAACUGUUCCCAUUGAACAAGUCUGUGUUGUGCGUGGAAGAAGGGUGAACAGCAGCACUUGGAUGGAGUACUUAGCGUCCCAUUGUAGGCAUGGUAACUGUAGGACUUUUCAAGGUGGCAUCUUCAGCUUUCCAUUGCGAGGUUACAGUUUUGAUCUGUGUGUAGAACUGGAUGCCCUGGAGAGAAAAAUAAAAACCAUUUACAUCAAAACUUAA